Messenger RNA from Malus domestica (apple), 90 nucleotides. The record is from RefSeq and is a predicted model, not a curated record. Lineage: Eukaryota; Viridiplantae; Streptophyta; Magnoliopsida; Rosales; Rosaceae.
AUGGAAGCUUGGGGGUAUCUUAGACAACAGAAAGGAAGGCUCUACAUCAUUAGGAGAUGUGUAAUCAUGCUUCUCUGCUGGCAUGACUAA